Ostertagia ostertagi is the source of this 942-nucleotide messenger RNA. The record is from the annotation of a GenBank genome assembly. NCBI's taxonomy places the organism in Eukaryota, Metazoa, Nematoda, Chromadorea, Rhabditida, Trichostrongylidae.
AUGUCUAUAGUAGUGUUACAACGUCCUCUCAUCUCCCAAGGUUCACAGGAUGCUUCUAACGAUGCUUCGUCACUCAACAUGCCUCCGCUUUCGCGUAAGUAUGAGAUCGACAUCACUGCCAAUCACCUCCUCACUCUGCUGAUCACAAAGCGGAAGAUCUGUCUUUUUGAAGCGAGCACUGGUGACGAAGUCAUAAGCAGGGAACAAUUUCUCACGGAACAUAUCGAAACAGCUCGACUGCUCUACCAUUCCAAUCUCAGCCAUUCCGGGGUGCCAGUUCAUCCACUCCAAUUUCAAAGAUAUAUGAGAUCACUUGGAGUGGACAACGAUUGCCAUGUGGUCAUCUACGACAGAGGGCAAAUGAUCUGGAGCACCUACGCAGCAUGGAUUUUCAAGUUAUUCGGACAUCGCCGGGUCUCCAUACUGAGCGGUGGUUUCCUUGCAUGGAAAGCACAACAGGCUAGAUCGUCACAGUACCACACUGACAGCGGCGACGAGGUGGAGAGAGCGCAAGGCAAUCUGCUCUCAUCUUGGAAUCAGUCGUUGGUGAUCACUUUUGAUGAUGUUCUUCUCAACACAGAGCUACGUACAUUCGAUGUCGUCGAUGCACAAACCAAAGAGGAAUAUGACGGUGAAGCUUCUGGAGCUCUUUACGGACACAUUCGGGGAGCAGUGAACGUCCCAGUCGACGCGAUGUAUGACUGGAAAUCAAACAAAUGGCGAACCACAAACGAAAUUCAACAGAUUUUCCUCGAAGCUGGUCUCUCACGUGGAAAGCCCGUGAUCGUUUAUUGCUCAACGUCACUGCGCUCGUCGCUGAUUUGGUGGUCGCUGAAGCGUCUCGACUAUGACGCUCGAAUCUAUUUCGGUGGUUGGCCAGAAUGGGUAGUGCGAGCGCCAGACGAUCUGAAAGUGCUCGGCAAAAACAUUGGAAACCACUGA